Aspergillus japonicus CBS 114.51 is the source of this 1452-nucleotide messenger RNA. Its product is annotated as enolase. Lineage: Eukaryota; Fungi; Ascomycota; Eurotiomycetes; Eurotiales; Aspergillaceae. The record is from RefSeq and is a predicted model, not a curated record. Gene Ontology annotation, biological process: glycolytic process. Gene Ontology annotation, molecular function: magnesium ion binding; phosphopyruvate hydratase activity. Gene Ontology annotation, cellular component: phosphopyruvate hydratase complex. The coding region runs from base 1 to 1311 and encodes 436 amino acids. The transcript is spliced from 5 exons.
AUGAUCACAGCAAUCAAGGCAGCGCAACGCUUGGAUUCCCGGGGCAACCCUACCGUCCAAGUCGACCUGACUACUGAACAUGGGGUUUUCCGUGCUAUUGUCCCCUCCGGAGCCUCGACCGGCGCCAACGAGGCCGUUGAGCUCCGGGAUGGCGACCCAUCCAACUACAGUGGCAAAAGUGUGCACAAAGCCAUUCAAAAUGUCGAGAACAUCAUCGGCCCCGCGCUGAUCAAGAGCGGGCUUCGAGUUGAGACGGACCAGAAAAAGAUCGAUGAGCUGCUCAUCGCCUUGGACGGUACUAAGAACAAAGCCAAUCUCGGUGCCAAUGCCAUCCUGGGGGUUAGUAUGGCUUGUGCACGCGCAGGAGCAGCUGCGGCGGGUUUGGAGCUAUAUGAGUUUCUGCGACGCGAAUCCGGUGAUAAAAAGCCCUAUGUGAUGCCGGUGCCGUUCUUCAAUGUCCUCAACGGCGGCGUGCAUUCUGGCAACAAGAUGGCCUUUCAAGAGAAUAUGAUCGCGCCCGUCGGAGCGAGCUCAUUCAGUGAAGCCGUGCGUAUGGGCAGUGAGGUUUACCACCAUCUGAAGCAAAUCCUCACCAAACAAUUUGGAGCGUCGGCCGUCGGUAUCGGCGAUGAAGGCGGCUUUGCUACGCCCAUCUCGCAGCCCCAUGAGGCUCUUGACCUGCUGGUAGAGGCCGUAUCCGAGGCAGGCUACGAGGGAAAGAUCAAAUUCGCCAUCGACCCGGCUUCAAGCGAGUUCUUCAAGAACGGAACCUACGACCUCGGCUUCAAGGACGAUGCCCCGAAUCCUCUGUCGCCAGAGCAGCUAAUGGAUCUUUAUCACUCGCUGCUUAGCAAGUAUCCCAUCGUCCUACUCGAAGAUCCCUUCGCGGAGAAUGACUGGGCCAGCUGGACUGAAUUCUGCAAGAAUUGUCCCGUGGAGCUGGUGGGCGAUGACCUGCUGGUGACGAACAAGAUUUAUGUGCAAGAAGCCCACGAAAAGAAAGCAUGUACUGCGAUGCUGCUCAAGAUCAACCAGAUCGGAACGAUCUCUGAAGCUCUCGAAGCGGCAAAUCUGGCAUAUAGGUACGGUUGGAGUGUGUUCGUGUCCCAUCGGUCUGGUGAAACCACGGACGACUUCAUCGCAGACUUGGUGGUGGGGCUGCGCACUGGUCACAUCAAGUCGGGAGCGCCAUGCCGCGGGGAGAGAGUUGCCAAAUAUAACCGGCUGAUCGAGAUAGAGGAGGCGCUUCUAGCACGAGGCGAAGAGGUGGUGUAUGCUGGAGCGAAAUUUUCGGCCGCUUCCAGGCUCUAAGAUUGGUAUUCCUGGCUUGAUCCAGGCGCUGGACUACGUUCCGUCGGGGAUAUCGGUCAGACGGGGUUGACCCUAUCUUCUGCCGUGCUACAUAAGUCACAUUGAAGAAGUUACAAGUUUAUUCAAGUUGUUAAAGGAUAA